CAUGGCUAAUCACAUCGGGACAUGGAGAGACAAAGCAGGGCAGCCAGACUUUGUGUGCAUCAUCAAUCCGCCAGUGCGUGUGUGGUGUUUCCAUGCGUGCAUGUGGUGAGGCAGGAGGGAGGGAGGGGUCUAUCCUGCAGGGAGCUUUUCCCUCCGUUACCAGCAAGCUGCCCUCCUCUCCUCCUCAUCACGCUGCCACUCCCGCAGCACUGGCUGAUCUGCUCGAACGGGACACUGGCCUGCACCUUACCCACUGAUUCUGCAUGACUGUCACAAAGAUGUCAUGGCGCCCGACCUACCGAAGCUCCAAGUUUCGAAAUGUCUAUGGGAAGGUCGCCAAUCGGGAGCACUCCUACGACGGUAUCCCCAUUACCAAGAACGUCCAUGACAACCACUUCUGUGCCGUAAACUCCAAGUUCCUGGCCGUGGUCACUGAGAGUUCUGGCGGUGGCUCCUUCAUCGUCAUUCCUGUUUCGCAGGCAGGCCGUCUGGACUCUCACUACCCAAAAGUAUGCGGCCACCAAGGCAACGUGCUGGACAUCAAGUGGAAUCCUUUCUUCGAAAACAUCAUAGCUUCCUGUUCUGAGGAUACUUCGGUGCGAGUAUGGGAGAUCCCAGAUGGAGGCCUGAAGCGCAACAUGACCGAUGCGGUGCUGGAGCUAUACGGCCACAGCAGACGUGUGGGUUUGAUUGAGUGGCACCCCACCAGCAGUGGCAUCCUCUUCAGCGCUGGCUACGACUACAAGAUCCUGAUUUGGAACUUGGAGAUCGGCGAGCCCGUAAAGAUGAUCGACUGCCACACGGACGUCAUCCUCAGCAUGUCCUUCAACACAGACGGCAGUCUGUUGGCUACCAGCUGUAAAGACAAGAAGCUGCGAGUCAUUGAGCCGCGCUCUGGGAGAGUCCUUCAGCAAGCCAGCUACAAGAACCACCGUGUGAACCGAGUGGUUUUCCUGGGUAACCUGAAGCGACUACUCACCACAGGCGUCUCUCGUUGGAACACACGUCAGAUUGCUCUUUGGGAUCAGGAGGAUCUGUCCAUGCCAGUGGUGGAGGAGGACAUAGACGGUCUCUCAGGGCUGUUGUUUCCCUUCUAUGAUGCUGACACACACAUGUUGUACCUGGCAGGCAAGGGAGACGGCAACAUCCGUUACUUUGAGGUUACCACAGAGAAGCCAUUCAUCCAGUACUUAAUGGAGUUCCGGUCCCCAGCCCCUCAGAAAGGAUUAGGUGUGAUGCCAAAGCACGGGCUGGACGUGGGGGCUUGCGAGGUGUUCCGCUUCUACAAGCUGGUGACCCUGAAGGGCAUGAUCGAGCCUAUUUCAAUGAUCGUGCCAAGAAGGUCAGACAGGUACCAGGAGGACAUCUACCCCAUGACAUCAGGAACUGAACCUGCGCUUUCUGCCAGCGAGUGGCUCAGUGGUAUUGACAGAGACCCAGUUUUAAUGUCCCUAAAGGAUGGCUACCACAGACCAAACAAGCUAGUGUUCAAGGCCCCAGUAAAGGAGAAGAAAGGUGUGGUGGUGAAUGGCAUCGACUUGCUGGAGAACGUACCACCCAGGACAGAGAAUGAGCUCCUGCGGAUGUUCUUCCGGCAGCAAGACGAGCUGCGACGGCUGAAGGAGGAGUUGACCACCAAGGACGUGCGAAUACGCCAGCUGGAGCUGGAACUUAACAACAUGAAGAACGUGAGCCCCAACAACAUUUGACCUCUGACAACGCCACCUGCUUUUCCUAAAGCACGGACCUCCAAUGAGCUUCUGAGCCCCUGCUCCAUGUUUGAUAGAUCCGAGUACGCCAUCGCCUAAUUCCUGCUGUCCUGACCCACAUACAAUACGGUCAACUGUAUGAUGGUAUUUUCCUGACUGCAAUGUUGUAAUCACGACAAAUACGUCUCAUCAUGAAGUAGGAGGUCACUGGGUGCCACCUUCGCAUUACAUGGAUAGGGAAAGAUGUUUACAGGAAUAUGCAUUGUUGUGAUGAAUUACUGAACAUUUUUUGUCAAACUGUUAAGGAUCUUACCUCAGCAUUUAGCCACUACGCUUAAAAAAAGCCCUUAGGUUCAUCGCCCACCUUUGUUAUUCUCUUUGAGGCCAUUUUGGAGGAUAAAAAGAUAACUGACUGCUAUUUUUCUUCCUCGAGGCCUUAAAGCGUACUGCUACGCGUUUGCUACACAAUCAUCUCUCACAUUCAUGUUGACUUUCUAAUUGUACUUGUGGACUCUGAUACCACUCCGUUGGAUGAACGCUAACUGCGCUUAUUUUUUUCCACAAUCCUUUUGUGACACAUGAGCGCACACGUCUUUCCUUUUUCUGUGCGUUUCUAAAGUGAGAAAAACAGUGGGAGCUAACAAUGCACAUAACGAGACGCAUCUAUUUUGACUAUAACGUCCUAAGAACCCUCCAAAAACCAGCAGCAAUGUUCUAUUUACAUAACUGACCUAUACGCUUGUAUAUAAACCAAGCUACAACAACAUUGUUAUUGGAGUAGCGACCGCAGAGAACUAUUUUUCUGGCGUAACGGGCCCACUCUAAAAAAACGCAAUAGGACACCAAUCUGUAAUGACUAGGAAACAAGAACAAGCAUAUAAAAAAACUAGGAAUAGGAACUAGGAACCAAAUGAUGCGUAAAGUAUGAGCCCACAUUCCAUGUUUUGUUUUGGACUGUGUUGUGAUAUCAUGUGCUCUGUGCUCCAUGUAUCACAAUCGAUAUCAUGGUGACUUACUCCAUGGACGGUCGUCCGUCUGGUCCAGCUUGCCUAGGGCGUCUUUUCCAGUUGAUUUUCGGUAGGUGGAAAAAGUUUGUACGACUGCAGCAUUUGUUGGCACUCACAAUUCUUUGUUCGUUGCGAUACAAUCUCUUGGUGCGAUGUCGUCCUCGCGAUAUCCGCGAAGCCUUUCCAUCCGUGGUAACACUGCAUGACACUCAGUGCAGACAAAACACUAUUUCUGUCAGCAUGGCUUGGCAAGCUCCACAUUUACACCGCCAAGUCAUGCCGGUCCUGACUCUCUCACCCCAUAGUCGACCACCAACAGCCAUCAUUUAUUCAUGAAUUAAUUUCUGAAAAAACGCGAUAUAGCGAGGGAGCGAUAAUCGAACCGCAAUAUUGGAAGUAGCGGAAGUAGCGGUCAAUGCGGCCAGGAAAGAUGUUCCGGUAUUGUUUAACAUGAUCAAAAUAGGGCAAAAUACUGAAAGUAUGACAUGUUGUUAUGAACGUGCCUGUUACUGCAUGGUCACAGCGUGCAUACAAAACCAUAAAACCUUGCUGGGUUUUUUAAGAGGGCUUUGUAGUCGAAAUAGGUGUGUCCCUUUAUGUGCAAUAUUAGCUCCCCCAUGCUUGCUGUUUUCUUAAGAACGCACAGAAAAGAGAAAGAAACGUGUGGUCAUGUUUCACAUAAGGAUUGUGGAUGAUGGGCAACAUUUUUUUUUUUUUACGUGCAGUUUUCUUUUAACAAGCAUCCAGGUAUGUGAAUCCCAGGCAGUCGACAGCACGGCCUACGCUUUUGGGGCUAAUUACGAAUGAGGAAACUUGUGUACAUUUUCUUGUAUUUAUUUGUCUUUUUUUAUUUUAUUUUAUUUUUUUUAUUAUCCAUUAACGUCUUAGGAGGGCAAGUAAUGAUUGUGAUGCUUGAUAGAUUUUGCUGAAUGUUUACAUUGCUGUGGAAGUGGCUCUUACAGUACAGUUGCACUCAAAAUGAUUCAAACCUAACCCUAACCCUUUUUCUUUCCAUUAAAAGUUACUAUGUUAAAUAUGGGGGGGUUAAAGUGCAACUGUAAAUGUUGGUUUAAGAUUUUUGAUCCUGACAACCAAGGUAGGUCCUGUGCAUACGUAACAUAUUUUCAAUAACCCUUCUUUUAGUUGCUAACUAUAUCACUGCUAUUACCGUAUACGCCAUGUUUACUACUACACUACUAGAUCUGUCCUUUUGCUCUGCCUCUGAUAGUAUGUUUUAAUCGUGUUUUAGAACAUACAUAUUUUUUCCUGUAGUGGCUGAAUAAUUACAGCCAAAGAAUCGCUCUUGGCAAAUUUAGAGACAAAUCACCACACGGAUCCUGUUAUUUGUGGACAUAGAAAGAUGUGUCAGCUGUGUGUGUACACAAUGAAAUGUAAACCUCCGCUGCAUUUUAGUAAACGUUGAGUUUGUUCUACACAACCUGUAUCACUGCUCAGCAUUUCUUCUUGACAGGAAAUGACAGGCGAGUUGAAGCAAAAUACGAGAUACUGUGGAGGGUCCGUGUAACUUUUGGUCAUUGAAUUAUCUUUUCAUGAACGGGAAUUAAAAAAAACAAACACGGUUGGUUCAUUUGAGUUUCAUUUUGAAAUACAGAAAACAAAAGUGGAAAUUCAAAGCCUCCUUAGCCUUCGGUGUCAAAGAGUAAUAACGAUAUCUCAAAAAACAAUUUUGAUUUUGAUUGUAUAUUUCAUAUGACAAAAAAUAAAAUCACCAGUCAACAAAACAAGAAAAGACUACGACGCAGUACGAGGACGAGU
This is a messenger RNA of Dunckerocampus dactyliophorus (ringed pipefish), 4492 nucleotides long. RefSeq names its product coronin, actin binding protein, 2Ba (gene coro2ba). Gene Ontology annotation, molecular function: actin filament binding. The transcript is spliced from 13 exons. The record is from RefSeq and is a predicted model, not a curated record. Gene Ontology annotation, biological process: actin filament organization. Bases 264 to 1709 code for a protein of 481 amino acids. NCBI's taxonomy places the organism in Eukaryota, Metazoa, Chordata, Actinopteri, Syngnathiformes, Syngnathidae.